CUCUCAGGCCUCAGGGGCCUCAGAGCAUCUGGGCCACACUGUCUGGGAAGAGCCCUGAGAGUCGCCGCCCGCUGAGGGAUGAGGACGCGACAGCCCGGUGGGACGCGCUUACUGCCUUCGCGGCCCCGAGCGCACAGCGCCCCGGAGCCAGGCUGGGCCUGACACCCUGUCCUCUCCCCUCGCGCACAGGGCUCCGCGAGUGAUCCGCCCGCCAGCGCCAGCCGCAUGGAGCGGCUGCAGAAGCAACCACUCACCUCCCCUGGGAGCGUCAGCUCCUCCCGAGACUCCAGUGUGCCUGGCUCUCCCUCCAGCAUCCUGGCCAAGAUGGAUAACCAGGUGCUGGGCUACAAGGACCUGGCAGCCAUCCCCAAGGACAAGGCCAUCCUGGACAUCGAGCGGCCCGACCUCAUGAUCUACGAGCCCCACUUCACCUAUUCCCUCCUGGAACACGUGGAGCUGUCCAGGAGCCGGGAGCGCUCACUGUCGCCCAAAUCCACGUCCCCACCACCAUCCCCAGAGGUGUGGGCAGAGAGCCGGACGCCUGGAAUCUUCCCUCAGGCUUCAGCCCCAAGAACCACUGGAACCCCCCGGACCAGUCUGCCCCAUUUCCACCACCCUGAGACCUCCCGCCCGGAUUCCAACAUCUACAAGAAGCCACCCAUCUAUAAGCAGAGAGAGUCCGUGGGUGGCAGCCCUCAGAGCAAGCACCUCAUCGAGGACCUCAUCAUCGAGUCAUCCAAGUUCCCUGCGGCCCAGCCCCCCGACCCCAACCAGCCAGCCAAGAUAGAAACCGACUACUGGCCGUGCCCCCCUUCUCUGGCUGUUGUGGAGACAGAAUGGAGGAAGCGGAAGGCAUCUCGGAAGGGUGCAGAGGAAGAGGAGGAGGAGGAAGAUGAUGACUCUGGGGAGGAGAUGAAGGCUCUCAGGGAGCGUCAGAAAGAGGAACUCAGUAAGGUUACUUCCAACCUAGGAAAGAUGAUCUUGAAAGAAGAGAUGGAAAAGUCAUUGCCUAUCCGAAGGAAAACCCGCUCCCUGCCUGACCGGACCCCCUUCCACACCUCCUUGCAUGCAGGCACCUCUAAGUCUUCCUCUCUCCCGGCCUAUGGCAGGACCACCCUGAGCCGGCUACAGUCCACAGACUUCAGCCCAUCGGGGAGUGAGACUGGAAGCCCAGGCUUGCAGAAUGGAGAGGGCCAGAGGGGGAGGAUGGACCGGGGGAACUCCCUGCCCUGUGUGCUGGAGCAGAAGAUCUAUCCUUAUGAAAUGCUGGUGGUGACCAACAAGGGGCGAACCAAGUUGCCUCCAGGCGUGGAUCGGAUGAGGCUUGAGAGGCAUCUAUCCGCUGAGGACUUCUCAAGGGUAUUUGCUAUGUCUCCCGAAGAGUUCAGCAAGCUGGCCCUGUGGAAGCGGAAUGAACUCAAGAAGAAGGCCUCUCUCUUCUGAGGGCCCCCCUCCAUGACUGACUCCCUUGCCCCUGCUGCUUGAGGGCGCUGGAGCUGGGGUCACUAGAUCCCAAAGCAUCCUCUUCCCCUGGUAGGCUGGAGAGGAAGGGGCAGACGCAGGUAGAGGGAGCCGAGGCCCCUGCAGGCCUGGCCACUGCGGCUUGGACUUCCCUGGCCACGAGGAGCCAGACUGCCUCCUCUUCUCUCCCCUGGUCCUCACUGCACAGGGCAACCCAGACGGGGCUCUAGCACACACAGAGUUAAUGUCUGUGCCCUCUCCCUGUCCCUCACCCCCAGCCAGAGGUCCCUAGCAGAGGGUGAGGAGAAAUGAAAGGGCACAUGGUGGUCAGGCCUGGCAGCUGUCUUGAGCAAUGGGUAGGAAGUAGCCAGGCAGUGGCCCCUGUGUGAGCCCACCCAGCACCCCCUACCCACUCCUGUCAGCUUCCCCUGUGCCUGGGCUUCCUACAUCUCUUAACUCCAGCAGGGAGGCUGCCCUGCCCUCCAGCUUGCCCUGACUUCUGCUCUGCUUCGAAGCCUCUUGCUUCAGCUCAUGGCUUCCCCAGAAGCCUUGGCAUAGAGGGGGAUGCUACCUACAACAGCCCCAACCCACUGCCCGCCUCCAGGCCAAGUCAGCAGGAGUUCCACCUUCUAGUGCAAGCCAGGUACUGGGCAGAGGCCAGGCCUUGAGCCUCCCUUGGAUGGGGUCCAGAGGGGUGGCACAUUCCUGAGUGUCCUGGCUACCAGCUCCCACCUGUUCCCACGCACCUCCACUAUGCUCUCUAAAGAAUGUAUUUAUUGGGCCCCCCAGCUGCUUUCCUCAUCUAACUCUCUGCCCUUCCUUAGUCACACUCCCAGCUCUACUUCUUUCCAAGUACACAUGUGUAUAUAAUUAUAUCUAUAUUUUUGCCCAGGUCGGGUUUUGUUCCCACCCGGAGCCUGGCAGCCCUUUCCACUGUGUG
Messenger RNA from Otolemur garnettii (small-eared galago), 2401 nucleotides. RefSeq names its product dematin actin binding protein (gene DMTN). Bases 226 to 1443 code for a protein of 405 amino acids. Gene Ontology annotation, molecular function: actin filament binding. The record is from RefSeq and is a predicted model, not a curated record. The transcript has 16 exons. Gene Ontology annotation, cellular component: actin cytoskeleton; plasma membrane. Gene Ontology annotation, biological process: cytoskeleton organization; actin filament bundle assembly; lamellipodium assembly. NCBI's taxonomy places the organism in Eukaryota, Metazoa, Chordata, Mammalia, Primates, Galagidae.